Molecule: messenger RNA, 961 nt
Organism: Vigna umbellata (rice bean)
Lineage: Eukaryota; Viridiplantae; Streptophyta; Magnoliopsida; Fabales; Fabaceae
Product: DNA-directed RNA polymerase II subunit RPB7
Biological process (GO): DNA-templated transcription; positive regulation of nuclear-transcribed mRNA poly(A) tail shortening; positive regulation of translational initiation
Cellular component (GO): P-body; RNA polymerase II, core complex
Molecular function (GO): single-stranded DNA binding; single-stranded RNA binding; translation initiation factor binding
Source: RefSeq, a predicted model, not a curated record
UUUUUGGACGGAAAUAGUGUAUCCGACCCGCCCCCACGGAGUUGCCAAUUCCUAGAUGCGUUAUGCCCCAUUCGAUUGAAUGCGUUUCAGUUUUAUCUUUUUCGAUUGUAUUUUCGAAAUCCCAUCUUAUUCUGUGUUUUUCUGGCAGUAGUAACGGACCUGAUUGGGCAAGAAGGGAGGCAAAAGAAGUGACGGGAAAAUGUUUUUCCACAUAGUGCUGGAGCGAAAUAUGCAGCUGCAUCCACGAUACUUUGGUCGUAACCUUCGUGAUAAUCUUGUUUCCAAAUUAAUGAAAGACGUGGAAGGCACUUGCAGUGGUCGACAUGGAUUUGUGGUGGCAGUUACAGGGAUUGAAAACGUAGGGAAAGGGUUAAUUCGUGAUGGUACAGGGUUUGUGACAUUUCCUGUUAAGUACCAGUGUGUUGUCUUCAGACCAUUUAAGGGGGAGAUCGUAGAAGCUGUUGUUACCAUGGUGAACAAGAUGGGAUUUUUUGGUGAAGCUGGACCUGUCCAAAUCUUUGUUUCAAACCACUUGAUUCCGGAUGAUAUGGAGUUCCAGUCUGGAGACAUGCCAAAUUACACUACUUCAGAUGGAUCAGUUAAGAUUCAAAAAGAUAGUGAAGUUAGACUAAAGAUAAUUGGGACUCGAGUGGAUGCUACUGAAAUUUUCUGCAUAGGUACCAUAAAAGAUGACUUUCUGGGUGUGAUCAACGAUCCUACAACAGUUUAAACACCCCUUACUGUAUCAUUCUGUUGAAAAUAGGAGCAUUUAAUGAUUGUUACUUUUCUAACAAGCAUAGUUGUCGUGUUUAGUUAAGUUCAAUGUAUCCUUAGAAGUAGUUCUCCUGAAAAUAGUAGUAGUUAUUUUGUUAUCAUUGUAUUAUUUUAUUAUUAUAUAUAGAUCACUCUUCUGAGUGAAAAACCUACUAUCGAUAUUUAGAAAAUAAAUAUUGUUUCUCUA